CCCGUGAACGUGCCCGUGUCCCUGGGAGGUCCUGGUCCUGGUCCUGGUUCCAUCUCGGUGACAUUGCCACCCUCAACCAUGAAGCUGUCAAAGCUGUCCAACCAGACGAAUUCCCAGGAUCCGCAGGCGGUAAACUCGCGCAUCUUUGUGGGCAAUUUGAAUACCUUCCAAUGCUCCAAAACGGAUGUGGAACGCAUGUUCCAGAUCUAUGGCCGACUGGCGGGCAUAUCCAUGCAUAAGGGCUAUGCCUUUGUGCAGUUCACCAACCCCUUCGAUGCCCGCAAUGCCUGCCACGGCGAGGAUGGCAAGACGGUCCUCAGCCAGACCCUAGAUGUGAACAUGGUGGCCGAACCGAAGGCACACCAGAUCGGAAGGAAGCGACAGAAUGUGAGCAAGACGGGAAACGAUUGGGACUACUUCUACGACAGCUACUGCUCCUCAACCCUGCUGCGGGGCGGUGGCGGCGGAGGCGGCGGAGGCUCCAAUGGAGUCCGUGCAAAGAAGCGGAAGCGCCUGAUGACCAAUGGAAACGGCCUGGCUGUGGCCGUGCAACAGCAGCAGCAGCAGCAUGGGCAGCACCAUCACAGUGCAGCCGCGGUGGCCGCUGCUGCGGCGGCAGCCGUCCACCACCAGCACCAGCAACAGCAGCAGCAGGCGCAGCAAGUGCAGCAGCAGCAGCAACAGCAGCACCAUCAUCAGCAGCAGGUGGCUGCCGUUGCCAUGGCGGCCAUGGCCAAUUUGUUGCCGCAACAGCAGCUGCUGCUGCAUCAGCAGAGUCUGCUCUCAAAUGCCGCCACCGCGGCGGCAGUGGCCACCACGGCAGCCACAACGGCGGCUCCCGGUGCCCUCCACUGGUCCCAAUACAAACAGGAGCAACAGCAUUCGCAUCCGCACCAGCAUCCCCAUCAGCAUUCGCAUACACAUCCGCACCAGCACCAGCAGCAGCAGCCCCAGCAGUUUGGAUUUCAGCUGAAGAGCAGCGUGGCUGUCCAGGCGACGACAUCGCCGCAAAAUGCAAAGUCAGCAAUAAUUGCUAAUCAAACGGCGCUCGCCGAGCAGUACCCGGGUGGAGUCAACGUCGGAGUUGGAGUCGGUGUUGGGAAUGGGGCCGCAGCCUUUGCCCAUCAGCAGAAUCAUCAACAGCAGCAGCAGCAGCAGCAACAACAAUUGGGAUGUCUGCUGCAACCAUUGACGCUGGCAUUGUCCCCACAGCAGCCGCAGCCUCAUCAGGCGGCAACGCCGCUUCAGUUGCACAGCCAAUUGAUGCAACAUCAACAGCAGCAGCAACAACAACAGCAGCAACAGCAACAGCAGCAGCAACAGCAGCAGCAGCAGCAACAGCAGCAACAACAAGCACAGGAGCAAUUAAGUUUGCAUCAGCACUGGGGACCUUUCAAAGUGUACAGCAAUCCGGACACAUUAAUCUGCGGCAAUUGCCGGGAAUGCUUCGGCGAGCUGUCUGAGUUAUUGGACCACAAGAAAAGUUAUUGCAAGCUGAGGUUCACAUGCAAGUGCCAGGAUGUUGCCUUUGCGGCCAGUGCAAAAACGCCACCAUCGAGCGCCAAAUUGCUUUGCGCCGUUUGCAAGGAUGCUUUCGCCAAUCCCUGGGAUUUGAUGGUCCACGCACAGGCCGCGCACAUGGUUAACAUUUACGAGUUGGGCGAUGAGGCAGCCAAUGCCAAUGCCACCAACAGCGGCGCCGCCACGAACAACCACACAUUGAACAAUGCCAGUGCAACAGUGGAGAAUGGUCAUGCAACGCUGGCCGCUGAUGAGGCUGCCACAAAGCAGAUGCCUGCGUCAUCAACACUUAACAAGGAGCCCAAUAACAAUCACAAAAUUAGCAACAAUAAGCACAGUACCAGCAAUGGCCACAUGUCGCCCACAGGCGAGGGCAUUGUUCUGGCCGGAUCGGUAGAGAAUGGAGCUGCCAGCGACACGGAUACAAACUGCUUGGUGGACAUCAAGUUCAGUCCAAGCCCCAGCCCCAAGGAGGACCAGCAGCGUGACGACCUGUCGCUGGACGGCCGGAUGUCCAGCAGCUCGCAGCAGACGCACCACUCGGACGAGAAGCUCCUGAACGGGUCCGUAUCUUCGCGGGGCAGCUCGCCAGGACUCGAGCCCGAUGAGCCGCCGGCCACUCGCGCCUGCAUUGUGCGAACUCUGAGUAUUGAGACUUCUGGCCCCACUACGGCACCAUCGGCGACCACUGCUCUGAGCCUGAUGUCGAAUAGCCUGAGUCUGGCCCUGGCCCCACAAUAGGUCGAUCGGGCAGCAGUAUUCAGAGAGAACUGCCUUUGGAUUGGGGUCUUGUGAGGUGUUUAUCUUUAUCCGAUACCCGAUAAAAGUGCAAUUCUUCAGUAUUUUUGUAACAGACUAACCGGCGGGAAGAGGACGUUAAUUACAGCAAACAUAUCAUUUUAAAUUAGCUAUAGAUAUACAUAUGUACGUAUGACAUACAGAUAAACCAGAUAUAACUACGGUAGCUAUUACAAUUACAAAGAGGUGUACGAGGUAUACGUAUAUUCGUAUGCAAGUGUACAAUAAUUGUAAUCGUAUUGGUCUUUUAUGUUUGGGUUGUUCGCAUGUCCUUUGGGUUUAGCGUUUCAAACGAGGAUAUUUGUUGGGGUUUCAGAACUGCAAAAGUGAACGUAUAGGUAAAAUUAUGGAAGGCUUAAGCUGUCAGCGUCUGUCCGCAGAGUGGGGGAUAUGUGUAUAAUGUUACAAUGGGACAAUGUGGCAGAUUAAACGGGAAACGGCAACGAGCUUUGUAUAUAGUUAAACAGCAAUUACAAGGAUACAAAUUAAAGAAUCAUAAGAUCAUUGUUAAUGCCCAGGCUUUCAUUGUAAUUUAAUUUUUUUUUAUAAUCUAUCAAGCUUAAUUAUCGUAGCGAGACAACAAAAUGAAGCCACGCAAAUUGUAUAUCAGAAGUAUAUCAGAAGUAGCAUAGGAACAACAGGUGUUUCAAAAACAAAUUCGGAGAAACUUGUGCGGCAGAGAGCUCUAUUAUAUAGUACUAUAAUCACAUACGCGUAAACUUAAUAACUAUAUAAUCUGUAAUACCCACAAAUAUCAAAAGUAGCGGCUAUGUAAAUAGGAUAAACCUAUACUUUAUGUACUAGCAGGCAACCAAAAUUUGUAACUAGUAAAGGUAACAACAUUCAAUUCAAUGUCCUCCAGCUUAAGCAUAUAAACAAGCAAAUGAAAUGUAUUAAAC
Molecule: messenger RNA, 3218 nt
Organism: Drosophila persimilis
Lineage: Eukaryota; Metazoa; Arthropoda; Insecta; Diptera; Drosophilidae
Product: DNA N6-methyl adenine demethylase
Exons: 8
Coding region: 79-2262 (727 amino acids)
Cellular component (GO): nucleus
Molecular function (GO): RNA binding
Source: RefSeq, a predicted model, not a curated record